AUGCUUAAAUCAAUAACUAACUCUUUUUGUUUUUUAAUACUACUCAUCCUAUUAUAUUUUAUCCUACACCCACAAUUAUCUAUUAUCCAAUCAAUAACCUUAUUAAUAUUAUUUACAGUCUAUACUUGCCUUUCAUUAAGGGCUUUCUUCACUUUUUCACUUUACUCAUUCCUAAUUUUUUUAAUGAUUAUUGGAGGAUUAAUAAUUUUAUUUAUAAUAUUUCUUAGUCUUAUCUCAAAUCAAUAUAUACCCUCAAAAUGAAAAAGCUUAUUUUUACCAAUAUCUAUCAUUCUACCUCUUUUAAUUAUAACAAUUAUCUCACAAGAACCAUCAUUAAUAAACUUAAAUAUAAAUUAUAUUAACAUAUCUGUUAAUUAUUUAUUUAAUAAUAGAUCAUUUUUAAAUUUAAAUAUACUAUUAAAUCUACCCUUCAAUUUUUAUGUUAUUGCUCUAAUAUUUUUCCUCUUAUUUAGUCUUAUUUUAAUUACAAAAAUUUGUUUAAUUAAUUCAAAACCUUUACGAACAAUCAAAAAAUAA
Vespa mandarinia (Asian giant hornet) is the source of this 537-nucleotide messenger RNA. NCBI's taxonomy places the organism in Eukaryota, Metazoa, Arthropoda, Insecta, Hymenoptera, Vespidae. The record is from the annotation of a RefSeq genome assembly.